Podarcis raffonei (Aeolian wall lizard) is the source of this 1791-nucleotide messenger RNA. RefSeq names its product nerve growth factor receptor (gene NGFR). Bases 199 to 1515 code for a protein of 438 amino acids. Gene Ontology annotation, molecular function: coreceptor activity; nerve growth factor binding; death receptor activity. Gene Ontology annotation, biological process: Rho protein signal transduction. Gene Ontology annotation, cellular component: cell surface; plasma membrane. NCBI's taxonomy places the organism in Eukaryota, Metazoa, Chordata, Lepidosauria, Squamata, Lacertidae. The record is from RefSeq and is a predicted model, not a curated record. The transcript has 7 exons.
AAGCAGGUGCUGCCCGGGCUGCAGCUCAGUCGCUCGCUUCCUACAGGGGACGCCGCUGCCGCGGUAUCUGCAUCGCGCUCCCCCUCUCGACCUGAGACGCGCGCGCGCGAUCCGCCCGAGGAGUACCGGGAAGGUGAUGUGGAAUAAGCCUCCCGCCUGGUCCCCGCUGCGCUCCGCUUUCCUUCAGCUCUGACGGUCAUGGAGAAGAAGGCGAAGAGGCUGGCGCUCCUGCUGGGAUCUCUGCUGCUGCUUUCCGGGGGCUCUGCGUGGGCCAAGGAGACCUGCCCCACCGAGAAGUACACUGCCAGUGGAGAAUGCUGCAAAGCCUGUAACGUCGGGGAAGGUGUUGCCCAGCCCUGCGGGAUGAACCAAACCGUCUGUGAACCAUGCCUGGACAGCGUCACCUAUUCUGACGCAGUGAGCGCCACGGAGCCCUGCAAGCCUUGCAAGGAAUGUGUGGGCCUGGAAGGCAUGUUAGCACCCUGCGUGGAGUCGGACAACACCGUCUGCAAAUGCAUCUACGGCUACUACCGGGACGAGAGGAGCGACACUUGCAGGAAGUGCCGGAUCUGCGAAGUGGGCUAUGGCCUCGUGUACCCCUGCGGGGAAAAUCAGAACACGUGGUGUGAGAAGUGCCCCCUGGGGACGUACUCUGAUGAAGCGAACCACGUGGACCCCUGCUUUCCUUGCACCGUGUGCGAAGAGGACGAGAUCACCGUCAAGGAGUGCACCGCCACGUCAGAUGCGAGGUGCAGAGCGAUUAACCCACGGUUUACCACAGCUGCACCAACACUGGAGUCCAACACCACGGGUGCAACCACAUCUCCUCAACACGAUUUUCCACCUGGGAGUCCUGAAGGCCCCUUUCAGGUCACAGAUGGCCCAGAUACCAUGGAUGUUUCUGGUAGCACCGUGGCUGGUACAGCAACCACAGUCAUGGGUAGCUCCCAGCCUGUGGUCCGAAGCGGCACAGCGGACAACCUCAUUCCUGUGUACUGCUCCAUUUUGGCAGCUGUGGUGGUGGGGCUGGUGGCGUACAUUGCUUUCAAGAGGUGGAACAGCUGCAAGCAGAACAAGCAAGGCGCCAACAACCGCCCCGUCAACCAGACGCCUUCGCCGGAAGGGGAGAAGCUCCACAGCGAUAGCGGCAUCUCGGUCGACAGCCAAAGCCUCCACGACCAGCAGCCGCAAACACAGACGGCAUCCAUGCAAGGCCUUAAAGGAGACGGGAACCUUUACACCAACCUUCCUGUCAACAAACGGGAGGAGGUUGAGAAGCUGCUGAACGGUUCCACCGAGGAGACUUGGCGCCACUUGGCUGGGGAGCUGGGCUACAAGGAGGACCACAUAGACUCCUUCACUCAGGAGGAGUACCCCGUCCGCGCCCUCCUCUCCGACUGGUCCAGCAAAGACAGCGCCACGAUGGACGCCCUUUAUACUGCCUUGCGCAAAAUCCAGCGGGGGGACAUUGUGGAAAGCCUCUACAGCGAGUCCACUGCCAGUUCACCAGUCUGAAGCAGGGGAGGCGGGGCAGAGGUCCUACAGGCCAGCCCCUCUGUGAUUCCCCACCCUGCUUUUUCCCUCACCAAUGCCUCUCGGGGUGAAGACACAUGAAGGAAAACAAAAUGGAGCUUAGUCUCCCCAUGGCCACCAUCGUUUCUGGGGAGCACUGGAGCAACCCUGUAAUGCACUGCGUCGGUUGUGGGUUGUUUUCUUCCUCCUCCCCAGUAUUUUCACCCAAUACCUCUUACCUGUAGCAGACAGUAAGAUGCUAAACAAAGGAGAAAGAAA